Molecule: messenger RNA, 2666 nt
Organism: Chaetomium strumarium
Lineage: Eukaryota; Fungi; Ascomycota; Sordariomycetes; Sordariales; Chaetomiaceae
Exons: 3
Coding region: 157-2205 (682 amino acids)
Source: RefSeq, a predicted model, not a curated record
GAUGCAUUCCUCCUCAUCCACUUCAACUGCUCACACAAUCAACUGCUUCCCAUUUCGUCAUCUCCAACAACUCGCUAGAGCUGCUCGUUAUUAAUAACAUGCCAAUUGCUUGAACUAGAAUUUCUACUCCGCUACCUCGCCACUUCCCCCAUCCUUAUGCGUCCCAAAAGCGCGUCGCAAUGUGUAAACAUGGACUCUGAGAAGCGAAUCCAAAUCUUGCACGAUCUCGAGAUGAGAUACCGACGUACCAUCCACGAGGGCGAUCUCAUCAUUAAAGACGAGGAAGCCCGGCGAUUGAAGGUCAGGGACUUGAUUCACCGGGACGAGGUCUCGGGCUUGAAGGAGCAACUCGCGCAAAGAGACGCCCGAAUCAGGGAACUUCUAGGCCAUGUCGACGAUGUUCGUAGCCAGCUGCAGAAUGCCCAGGACAAGUCCCGCAGGCAGGAUAAGCUCCUGCAGACACAGUCUCGGGAAAUCGCUAACCUGAAGGAGGAACUUGCAGCAUUUAGCGCAGUAUCACAGGACUCUGCAAAGAUACUAUCGGAAAAGCUCGCCUUAUCAAGAGAGGUCGCCAUUAUUAAGCCGGAGCUGGAACACCUACGAUCGCAACUGGAGCACCAGAAGGAUGUGCUCGCCGAGAAACUGGCCCUCGAACGCCAGCUCAACACGCUAGAAGUUGAGCUUGCCAACGAGAAGCGGGCGGCCAAGAAGGUGGCGGAUAGACAAGAUGGCGAGAAGCAAGUUGCGGACCAGGCCAUGGAGGAACUUCGCAAACAAGUUCGCAGCCUGGAAAAGGAAGUGGAGAAAGAAAAGCGUAUUGCCGAGGAUAAGCUGAAGAUGCUGAACGAGCAAGAAUCUGAGGCCGAAGAGCUGCAAUCCCUUCGAGAACAGCUAGCGGCGGCUGAGAAGAGCCUUGCCGCUGAAAAGCGUAAGGCUGAGAUGCUAGCCAAGAAGCAGGGUCAGACGUCUGAGACACCAGCGGCGGAGGAAGAGCUUGCACGACUCCGCGAAGAGCUUGCCGAAGCUCGUAAGGCCUUGGCGGAGGAGAAGAAGGCUCAGGAAAAGGUGCGGAAGGAGAAUGAGCGGGCUCAAAUCGAUGCGGAGGAGCGGCGGCAAGCAAUGGCCGAUAAGGUGGACAAGCUACGAAGCAAAUACCGCGAGGCGCAAGCGGAGCUCAAGAAGUGCCAGGCUGAGCUGGAGAAAGCGCAGGAGCGGACAGUCAAGAUGCCUAGUGUCUUGACAACCACAGUUCCGCUCAAGAGCGCGGGCAUGAAGGCGAACGCAAAGAAGAAGCGGUCCGUGGACGAGAUGAGCAUGGAAGAUAAGGUCCUUUCAACUCCCGGCAUCGCAGACGACCGGCCGAAGCGCCCUCUUAAGAAGAGGGGCUUUGACCUGUCCAUGGUUGGUGGCAAGUCCGAGUUCUCCAUCACCCCCUUCCUCAACAAGACUGUCAACCUAGACGACCCGUCUUCCAAGCCCGCGGGUGACGACGGCACGCCAAGCGCCGCAGUCCAGUCCCGCGCUGCCGAAGACGCCACCACACCUGCUCCCGCCGAGGCAAAGCCAACCUCCGAGGAGCCAGUAGCCGAGCCGUCAGCUACAGAGCCCACUGUGCCUAAACUCAUAGAGAAAGAGAAGAAACCCCGCGGCAGGCCCAGGAAAAUCCCCCUCACCGAUUCCUCCGCGUCGAAGAAGAACCUGACCGCCCGGACCCGCAAAGCCCCGCGUGUUGAGCCCACGCUGGAGAAGGUUGCCGAGGAACCGGACGACGAUAGCAGCGCCCACCAAGACCAAGAGAACCGCUCUAUAAACGUCGCCUCUUCGGCGGCCAAGACCACCAGCACCAGCACCUCGACCACGACAUCAACAACUACAUCAGCAGCGGCAGCUACGGUGGCGGCAGAGCCCAAGAAAAAGAAGCGUAAGCUGCUCGGCGCAAAUUCCACGACACUGUUCGACGCAAACGAGGACGACGAGGCCGAGAAGGUGAAAGCUGCUGCCGUCAAGCGGCCAGGUGCUGCUGCCAAGAUUGGGAUUGCCGGCUCUGCUGCUCCUGCCGCUACCGCUGCUGCGGCAGCCGGAGGGGUGAAGGGAGUCGGCAAGGCGGCCGGUCGCGUGGGGGCGGUUAAGAACGCGUUUGCGAAAAAGGAGUUCUCGCCCUUGAAGAGGGACAGACGGGGUGUUGCGGCUAGCUUUUUGGCGUAGGCAUGAUCCGGGCUCCUAGGACAUCGAGAAGGUGUGAUGCUGUGGGGCCAUGGGAUGUGGGAUAUCUGCUACCAGAGGCAAACGUUGGAUGGAGAUGGGAAUAGGAGGAGGCAUAUUUUGGCGUUUUUGGGCUGCUUUCACAUUGUUAGGUCUUGGUCAGGAGGUUCUAGGGUUUUGGCGUUAAACUGUUGGUUUAAGGCAUCCAUGGUUAAUGGGAGACUACUUGCUCCACGUCUCUGUGUGAGUGAUCCAUAGGUCGGACAUGAGUUGAACCGUUGAUGGAUGUUAUCGUUUAGAAGGUGCUUCAGUCAACUGUCUGUGCCGUACCCUCGAGUCACUGCUACACAAUCCUUCUUGGACGAAGCAUUGGGCUGAGGAAAGUUGAGAGGCAACGCCUCCGAUAGGGAUCCUGGCUACAAACAGCUAUGGACCUCAAUCAACUCGUCGUAAUGUCAGUCGCC